Penicillium cinerascens is the source of this 852-nucleotide messenger RNA. RefSeq lists its product as uncharacterized. NCBI's taxonomy places the organism in Eukaryota, Fungi, Ascomycota, Eurotiomycetes, Eurotiales, Aspergillaceae. The transcript has a single exon. The record is from RefSeq and is a predicted model, not a curated record. Bases 1 to 852 code for a protein of 283 amino acids.
AUGGACGCUCAAGCAUAUCUCAUUCGCCACGGCUGGUCCGGCCCCGGCAAUCCUCUCAAUCCAAACCAGCGUCCAGGACCCCACGGCGGUCUCGGCUUGACAAAACCCAUCCUCGUCGCACGCAAGGCGAACAACCACGGCGUGGGCAAGAAAACCACCAAAGACCCAACGAACCAAUGGUGGCUACGCGGUUUCGAAGACGCGCUGAAGGGCGUGGGCGACGAUAGUUACGCUGCUACUUCGGCGAAGACGAACAAUGCGCUGACCAGCGAACUGUACCGGAACUUCGUGCGCGGCGAGUGUCUGGCCGGUACGAUCGACGAGAAGACCAAGGCUGCGUCGGAACAGUCUAUGUUAAAAGUUAAGAGAAAGCGCGAUGCCGAUGAAGACGCUGGCCGUCGCGCUAAGAAGGAGGAGAAGGCUGCGAGGAAAGAGGAGAAGAGCAAGCGUCGGAAGUUGAAGGAGAGUGAAGAUACCUCCUCAGCGGCUGUUUCGAGCGAUGAGGGCUCAGAGAAGCGCAAGGAAAGCAAGGAAGAGCGUCGGUUGAGACGAAAGGAGAAGAAGGAGAAGAAGGAGAAGAGUCACAAGUCUGAUGAUAGCACUGGGGAUGAUGGUGACAAGGCUAUGAAGAUGGCGAAGAAGCCGAAGAGAUCAACUGCUGAAGAUUACUAUCCUACUCCUAUGUCGACGGAAUCGGAUCAAACACAGGGAGACAUUAUGGAACUCGACGAUGUGACAACGCCGAAGGAAAAGAAGGAGAAGAAAAAGUCCAAGAAAGAUAGAGAGGCGGGAGACUCUGACCCCAAAAAGAAGUCUAAGAAGGACAAGAAGGAAAAGAAAGCCUCUGCUUGA